GGUGCAUCGUGCACCUCGCUUUAAACCAGCGUUGUUCAAAUCUCCUACGUUUCUGGGAAGCUCGCAUAUCAUCAAGCGUACCUACUUCUUAUCGGCUUCUAGAUAUGCGCCAAGAACAAAGCGAUGCUUGUACUGGAGGACAAACUUUUCUUUGCGUAUUUCUGGAUUAAAUGGCUUUCGAGUGGGUGUGAUGGUUUUGUGGCAGACCCUAAAACAUCUCCAUUCCGCACAGUUUCGCAAAUCUUCAUGAUUGAAUCCUUCAUAUCCACCUCAAUUCAUGUAACCUAAUGAUUUGAGAGAAGCUUAUAGGCACUUCUCGAUUCUCUGCCCCGUUUCGAGCAAGUUAGACCUCGAGAUGUGACGCCAGCAAGCGCAUACACACACACUCCUCUAGAUGUGUAACCUUUUAAGGCCGAGAGUGAUCUGGAACAAGUUGUCCUGAAGCGAUUACUUUCUUCGUUUCUGAUUAUUCUCAAUGCAAAUUUUUGAUACUUUAAUGAAAGCUUAUCUUGGACUACCUAUAUCAAGUACAGCAGCAAUCCACUCUGAUCCACCCAUCCCAAGACGAGUCGAAGUAACAUUCAAGAUGGAAGGAAAUAGAUCCAUCAGAAUGGCCAUCAGAUCCAUUGGGCGCGAAGUCGUGCAUGUCAAAGUCGGAAAGGACCUCCAAGAUUUCGGUGUACACAAAAGUCUCAUUUGCCACUGGUCUCCAUUUUUCAACGCUGCAUUCACUUCCGGUUUCGAAGAAACCGCCACUGGUAUCAUCAAGCUUGUAGAUGUCGAAGUUGAAGUCUUUGAGUUGUUUUUCUUAUGGCUAUAUACGCAGCAAAUCGGUGAGCCUGAGCAAGAUCCAGCUGGUUCCGCUCUCUCGGACAACGAGUCGAAACCCGGCCAUGACUACAAACUUCAUGUUCGCACUCUUCUACGGCUCUACGUCUUUGCGGACAUGAUUAAAGCACCGGUUCUCAAGAACGACUGCAUUGAGAAGCUCUCUCGUAUGGAAUCUUUCGAAAAGGAAUAUCUAACCGAGUCCGAGAAUUUCCGAUAUGUUUGGGAGCAUACGAGAGAGCACGAUUUAAUCCGCAAGCUGCUUGUUGAUACAAUCGUUUGGGAUUUGGGGAACGCAUCAUUUCUCAAGACUCCCGAUCAACUUCCUCAAGAAGUAACAUUUGACAUUCUUCUCGCCAUGAAAACAGUUAUCGAUAAUGCUCGUACGGAGUUAAAAGAGAAAGAGAAUAGUAAGAAAAAGUUCAAGGCUCUCGAAGCUUUCGAAAGCCCUUUGGAAGAUCGAACCAAUUAUCAUGAGAAAGCUGGGACAUAGAAUAACGAAAACGGAGAUGUGCCAUCUGAGUCGCUGGCGGGGGUCUCAGACCAGGAAAUGUAUGAUAUUGAGGAAAUUGUGGAUUCUAAAUCAGGGGGCGACUUGGCCAGUUACAAGGCUAGAUGGGUUGGACAUCCGCAAGACAGUAAAUAUUACUCGGCGGAAAACUUUAGAGGUGCCCAGAAACUCGUUGGGGAAUUUCAUAAGAGAUACCCGCAGAAGCCUGGUCCUGGGAUCGGCUACUAGUAGUCAUACUUUCCUAUUGUCUUGUGGGCUCGAGAGUUCGUCCCAGAUAGGUUUUCCCAUAGUUCAGUCUUCAGUGCAAUGAUUAGAGGUGUUCGGUUCCUGAAACCCAUUUGUUAAUUAGAAAUAGUUUGGAAUAUUUAACUCA
Botrytis cinerea B05.10 is the source of this 1712-nucleotide messenger RNA. RefSeq lists its product as hypothetical. Gene Ontology annotation, molecular function: protein binding. NCBI's taxonomy places the organism in Eukaryota, Fungi, Ascomycota, Leotiomycetes, Helotiales, Sclerotiniaceae. The transcript is spliced from 2 exons. The record is from RefSeq and is a predicted model, not a curated record. The coding region runs from base 476 to 1321 and encodes 281 amino acids.